Aspergillus ibericus CBS 121593 is the source of this 660-nucleotide messenger RNA. RefSeq lists its product as uncharacterized. Lineage: Eukaryota; Fungi; Ascomycota; Eurotiomycetes; Eurotiales; Aspergillaceae. The coding region runs from base 152 to 499 and encodes 115 amino acids. The record is from RefSeq and is a predicted model, not a curated record. The transcript has a single exon.
CGCAAACCGGAUUUCCGGCAAGGGGGUGUGGGGCGGGCCGGGCGGGUCCUUGCGGAUUUUAGCCAGCUAAUCAGAGCAUCGGCAAUGGAUCCGCCAUGCACGGUCGGGACGGUGUGAUUUGUCUCGAGGCUCCGGAGCGACCGGCGGCUUCAUGCCGAAUGCAACUAAGUCGGAGUCAUGCUGGCCCCGAUCCACCAUCUCCACGACAAGAUGCAAUGAUGUCAUGGCUGCGGUUCAGUGCAUGUCCAAUUGUCACUGCAUUGGCGCCACUGGGAGACCCCCGCAAAUCACAUCAAAGCUGUUGCCUUCGGUGUGUCAAACCUCGGUAAACAUCGGUGCUGACUUCAGAUCAAUGGUUGCUGAUUCGAGGGCGGUGACGUUCCUGAUAAUGUGGUUAAAAGCUUUUCAGGUACCAUGUGGGAUGACGCUGUGGCAGUCGGUAGCUGUCGGUUAUGCCUCUGCGGCAAUGUUAUACACGGCAUUGCUUUCAUUCUUCUAGAAAUGACGUCAAGGGAACAUUCUCGCUGCAUGCAGGGAAGAAUUCAACACCACGAGGAUGACUCCUUACUAACCCGUCAUCUUCUAUUCGAGGACUAUCUCGUGACUGUGAUAUCCCAGCUGAGUGAUGAGUUAAUUGCAAGUGCAUUUCCGUAUCAGGGC